Hibiscus syriacus is the source of this 492-nucleotide messenger RNA. Its product is annotated as serine incorporator 3-like. Bases 1 to 492 code for a protein of 163 amino acids. Lineage: Eukaryota; Viridiplantae; Streptophyta; Magnoliopsida; Malvales; Malvaceae. The transcript is spliced from 5 exons. The record is from RefSeq and is a predicted model, not a curated record. Gene Ontology annotation, cellular component: membrane.
AUGGCACUCGGGAUGGUGGGGGCUGAAGUGUUCCCUAUUGGUCGUAUCAAUGGUGGUUUCAUUCUUCGUUCCUCCAGGAGUUUAUUUUCUCUUCUUGCAGGAGAAGUUGCUCGCAUCGGUGCAAGGGUUUUUCUCCUUCUGCAACUUGUAAGCGUGAUCGAGUUUAUCAGAUGGUGGAAUAAAUACUGGGCACCUGAUGAGCAAAGCAAAAAAAGCAUCUGCUCCAUUGCAUUAUUUACCUCGACGGUUUUUUACGUCGCUUCCAUCUACGGAAUUGUGUCUAUGUACUAUUUUUAUGCCCCUAAAGGAUCAUGUUCUCUCAACAUAUUCUUCAUUACAUGGACUUUUAUUCUGGUCAUAGUGAUGAUGGCUAUGUCCUUGCAUUCAAAGGUUAAUCGAGGUCUUUUAUCUUCAGGAAUUAUGGCCGCUUAUGUUGUUUUCCUCUGUUGGUCUGCUGUUAGAAGGUUAGGAAUUUCUUACUGGGUGCAUUGA